Messenger RNA from Seriola aureovittata, 942 nucleotides. It is a transcript of the gene kcnk20, whose product is annotated as potassium channel subfamily K member 13. Gene Ontology annotation, molecular function: potassium ion leak channel activity. Gene Ontology annotation, biological process: potassium ion transmembrane transport; stabilization of membrane potential. Gene Ontology annotation, cellular component: membrane. The record is from RefSeq and is a predicted model, not a curated record. Lineage: Eukaryota; Metazoa; Chordata; Actinopteri; Carangiformes; Carangidae.
AUGAAGAAAGAUUUCUCAUGCUGCUGCCCAUCCUGGAUCCCGAGCAGGGAAACUACUUGUUUCUGUCUGCUCGGUGUGCUCAUUGCUCUUUACAUGCUGGCUGGCGCAGUCAUAUUUUCUUCCUUGGAGAGUCCAGCAGAGUUACAGGCCCACCAGCUCCGGGAAAGGAGGCUAAGGGACUUCAGUCAUGAGCAUAAAAUUAGUUGCGAAGACCUGAAACAUUUGUUGUGCCACUAUGAAGAAGAGGACAGUAUCCGGAGAGAGCAAAGCAGAGCCCUUUGGGACAUCCCAGGUGCUUUCUAUUUUGUGGGAACUGUAGUCUCCACCAUUGGAUUUGGAGCAGCUGCCCCAUCCACUGUGACAGAGAAGGUCUUACUUGUUUUCUAUGGGCUGCUGGGCUGCUCCGCCACCAUACUCUUCUUCAAUCUCUUCCUGGAGAAAGUCAUAACGUUACUGAGCCUCCAUGUUCUGGUGCCACAGAAUGAGAGCAGACUAAGAGGCAGAGCCAGUGAAGGUAACAGAAAUGAAGAAUUGAAACCAUCCGUGUACCAAGUAACUCUCAUCCUUUUUGUUGCUGUCCUGCUGGUUGCAUGUGGGGCUGCCUCCCUCUAUUCAGCCAUGGAGGGCUGGACUUACUUGGAGUCCCUCUAUUUCUGCUUUGUGGCAUUCAGCACAGUGGGCUUUGGAGACCUUGUAAGUGGCCAGAAGGAGCACCAUGAGGACACAUGGGCCUACCAGGUUGCUAGUCUCCUUAUGCUCUUGGGAGUGUGGUGCACUUACUCUCUCUUUAAUGCUAUCUCUGUGAUCAUCAAACAGGGACUGAACUUGAUGCUGAAGAUACUGGCCUGGAUGUACAGCGCUAUCUGCCACUAUGACGCUCUGCAUAAGCAGCAGCUGCUUGCAGUUUCCAGUUCAACCCGCAGUAUGAUCUGGCACUCGUGA